Molecule: messenger RNA, 1320 nt
Organism: Closterium sp. Yama58-4
Lineage: Eukaryota; Viridiplantae; Streptophyta; Zygnematophyceae; Desmidiales; Closteriaceae
Source: the annotation of a GenBank genome assembly
AUGCUGCCCGCCUUGAAGAAAUUGUCGCUGCUGGACCUGCAGAUUGCGCGCCUCCCAGAGUCCUUCCACCAGCUCGCCUCCCUGGAGGCUUUCCAUCUGUCCCACUGCACGGCCCACUUCAGAUUCCCUGCAGCAUUCGGCGAUCUCACAGCCCUCAGAUCCCUCUACAUCCUCAUUGCACCGAACCUGAUUCUCCCAGACGACAUUGGCGAGCUCACCAACCUUCACACGCUCCAUUUCAGCAGGAAUCACCUGCAGGAGCUGCUUCCAUCCUCCUUCAUGCAGCUGACUUCCCUCACCAGGCUGGAGCUGGUCGACUGUGCGAUAGUCCAGCUGCCAGGGGACAUGGGGAGGUUGGGUAACCUGAGGGAGUUGAUCAUCCAGCUCUUCACGAGCAUCACGGAGAUCCCGCACUCCCUCACUGACCUCGUCAACCUCGAGGUUCUCAAAGUGCUCGGCUGCCGCAACGUCUCCUCCUUUCCCACCUCCUUGAGCAGCCUGGCACGGCCGAAAGAGUUGGCUCUGGCCAAGCUCCCUCAGCUGCCACAGCUCUUGCCAUCCCUGCCCCGUUCCCUUGAAAUCCUCUCCCUGGGGACCUACCAGCGGCUCACCCCUUUUCUGGCGAUCCCUGCUCUGCCGAAUCUGAGAAGGUUGAGUCUGAUAAGCGUUGCCUUCAUGCGCGGGAUGGUGGCUGGCAUGGCGCUGCCUGCAGUGGAGCACGUGGAGCUGUCGUUGGUGGGAGAGGCAGAGGAUCUCCCGCUGCCGCUUGACCUUGUCCCCAACCUUCGCAGCGUCAGAAUCGCAAGUGCUGGGCGCCUCAAGAGCUUUCCAAAGAAGCCUGUUCCGUUCAAGAUAAUCUUCCAGCUAAUGAAUCGGCUGGAGAUACAGCAGGCUGUAAAGUUAAAGGAGCUCACAGAGAGUGUCACCGCGCUGCACCGCCUCACAUCCAUUGAGAUCCACGCACCUGAACUUGCCUCUCUGCCGGAUGGCAUUGGCUCCUUGUCUCGACUGCGCCGGCUGAAUCUGGCCGGCUGUUCACCCCUUGCAUCCCUCCCUGCUUCUCUCACCCAGCUCUCCUGCCUUCACGACCUGAACCUUGCCUGCACCUCUGUGCGCUCCCUGCCUUGCAACUUUGGGCAGCUGAGUCGGCUCAAGUACCUUGACCUGCAUGCGUGUAGAAAGCUGGUUGCUUUGCCCGAGGAUAUCACCCAGCUUGAGAUGCUUCACAGCUUGAAUAUUUCAGGGUGUGAUGAUGACAUUGACACUGACUGUCUUUGUGGGAUGCAUGGACUACGUAUUAUUAGGACCUGUGAUAACUAA